This is a messenger RNA of Lolium rigidum, 1245 nucleotides long. Its product is annotated as putative RING-H2 finger protein ATL69. The transcript has 4 exons. The record is from RefSeq and is a predicted model, not a curated record. Bases 218 to 988 code for a protein of 256 amino acids. Lineage: Eukaryota; Viridiplantae; Streptophyta; Magnoliopsida; Poales; Poaceae.
UUUCGCUAUCGCGACGCUUUGCCUCUAUCCGCUGCUGCACAUCGUCUUCUUCUUUCCUUCCAUGCUCUCUUCUUCUUUAUUAUGCAAGAACAGCGGACAAGGAUGGAGGAGCGGUAGAUAAGAAGAUUCCUGCAGCCGAUUGAGCCGAGGAGCCGACGGGCGCGGGCGGCCAUACCGUGAAAUCGAUCGGCCGACCAGGGGACUAGAGGAGGGCGCAAUGUCCGCGCCGAGGGGCAGCAGCAUGGGCAUGAACGUCCUGACCACGGCGAUGGCCUUCUCCGUCAGCGCCUUCUUCGUGCUCUUCGUCUUCACCAGGAUCCUCUGCGCGCGCAUCCACCUCAGGAACGCGGCGGCGCAGCACGCCGCCGCCGCGCAGGCCGGCGACGUCGCCAUUCAUGUUGAGCGCAGCGUCCAUGGGAUGGAACCGUCCGUGGUGACCGCCUUCCCCACGGUUAAGCUCGGCGACGACUCGCAGCGACCGCCCGCUCAGGAGGAGUCGCACUGCACGGUGUGCCUGGAGGAGUACCAGGCGAAGGACGUGGUGCGCGUGCUCCCCUACUGCGGUCACGCCUUCCACGUCGCCUGCAUCGACGCCUGGCUCAAGCAGCAGUCCACCUGCCCCAUCUGCCGCGCCUCCAUGCGCGCCACCACGAAGCAUCGCGCCGCCGCCGCCGCCGCCGCCACCAUGCCACCCGUCUACUACGCCGUCGCCAUGGCUCAGCUGCCGUUCCGGGUAUCGACGUCCUCGUCAGAACAGAACGCGCUGCAAGCAGAAGCGGCUGUGGCCGCGACGACGGGGGCGUCGACGGAAUCGGAUCACGUGGACAUGACGCCUACUCGGCUGGAGAUCGUUAUCUCCGACGAACCGGCCUCCUCCGGCGCCGCCUGUCCGAGCGCAACCCACGCUCCCGAUGCUAGCGAGUACCCUUGUUGCGAGAUGACGAGGCACAGCUCGCAGGGUAAUACGUCGGAGCAUCGCCAGUGUUGACACGUAGACCUACGCAAGAGUAGCUGAUUGAGAUUAGGCUGUGUUCAGGCUGUAGGACGUCAGUAGAAAACAAUCUUAUCAAUUGGCAGCGAAUCUGUGAUGUGUACAGGGCUGAGAGCUCCCUCGAUCUUUUCGGGAAAAAUAUUGAUGUGUACAGGGCUUCUGAUCUGAUGUAUUUUUUUCUCUGUGAAGGCAUCGUUGUUGGAGAAACUUUGUUGCAGUGUGAGCGUUGCUAGUGUUGGUGGUUGUUCGACUGA